CACAGCGUACAUAACCUGCGCAAUAGUCGCGUUGGGGCUGUUCGAGCUGAUGCCGCUCCUCGUCACGAUCUACUCCAUCAACACCAGCGACACCGCUCAGUACGAGUUCCCGGUGCAAGUGUACUUCUUCUGCUGGCUCACCAGCCACUACCAGUACGCGUUGGCGUACUCGUACUUUGCGUUUACGUGUACAGCCAUACACAUGUGUAUCUACAUAUCGUGUGACUUCGUGUUAGUGGCCCUAACUUUCGACGUAAGCGCACUACUCACACUACUACAGAACGAUUUGAGAAACAUUGUACACAACAAAGACAGGGACGAAAGUUGCGAUGACAUAAGAAGUAUAGUUGUUACACAUCAAAAACUUUUGAGACUCACAAAACGACUGGACGACAUUUUUGGCGCAGUUAUUUUCACGCAGGUGUCGUUUUCCUCCGUGGUCAUCUGUUGCUUUGGAUUUUUAUCUGUGAUAGACAACGGACUUCCCGUAGCCAGAAAUCUGACGGCAGCCCUCGGGAUUAUGUUUGCGAUAUUCAUUCUGGCUUAUCCUGGACAACUUUUAGCUGACACUAGUUCCGGUGUCGCUAGCGCUGCAUACGAAUGCCUGUGGUACAACAGAUCUGUGAAAUUCCAGAAAUACAUCGCUAUUAUACUAGCUAGGGCUCAGAAACCGUGUUUUUUGACAGCGAUGGGCUUCGCAGAGUUGACUCUUGCUAUGUUUUCAAGGGUAUUGAGUACGUCGUGGUCGUACUUGAGUCUACUCAAUCAAAUGUAUCAAGACAUGGAGUUGGAUUAAUCUACAAGGCCUUCGACAGAAACUCCAAAAUUAUUCAACACUUGGAUAUUAAAAAAUACACCAUAUUAAG
Molecule: messenger RNA, 866 nt
Organism: Aricia agestis (brown argus)
Lineage: Eukaryota; Metazoa; Arthropoda; Insecta; Lepidoptera; Lycaenidae
Product: odorant receptor 85b-like
Exons: 7
Coding region: 50-796 (248 amino acids)
Biological process (GO): sensory perception of smell; detection of chemical stimulus involved in sensory perception of smell
Cellular component (GO): plasma membrane
Molecular function (GO): odorant binding; olfactory receptor activity
Source: RefSeq, a predicted model, not a curated record